Melampsora larici-populina 98AG31 is the source of this 1081-nucleotide messenger RNA. RefSeq lists its product as uncharacterized. NCBI's taxonomy places the organism in Eukaryota, Fungi, Basidiomycota, Pucciniomycetes, Pucciniales, Melampsoraceae. Bases 176 to 904 code for a protein of 242 amino acids. The transcript has 5 exons. The record is from RefSeq and is a predicted model, not a curated record.
CGUGAUUCGUCAUCUCUUAAUACAAUACCCAUCUCUACACAUAUAUUCUGCUCUGAACUUCAUCCCCUUUAAUCGCUAUCUUAGCUCGAUUUCUUGCGCGGUCAUAAAUUCACCUUCAACCACAUUCACCCCUCGUCGUUUUCAUCAACACUAUCAGCCAUCAUACUAGAUCUCAAUGGCUCGCCUUAUGAUCCAUUCCAUCUUAGGGGCUCUCUUCAUCGUCUUCGGCUCUGUUGCUGCUGACCCGCCUGUUAUUAACACCCCACUAGGUGUUGCUCAAUGUCUCCCUUCGUCCAUCAGUUUUGGCCAAGGCCUUCCGCCGUACUACAUCUCGGUGAUUCCCGGUGGCCAACCCUCAGCUGCUUCACUUAUGGAUUUCCCUGUGUUGUCCGAAUCUCCAUACCGUUGGGUUGUUAAUCAGCCUGUUGGGACGUCGAUAACACUUCGGAUCAGGGAUUCCAAUGGACAAUUGAACUAUUCUCAGCAAGUCACAGUGCAGCCCGGCAACACCGACUGUUUAUCGGGUGGCGGCUCCACUCCUGCUCCUGCUCCUGCUCCCACCACUCCGCAGCCUCCAGCUACCCCAAACACCACUUCUGCCAAUCCGCCAACUACCACUGGUGUUUCCACUCCACCUACCAGCAAUACAUCUGCAUCAAUGAAUACGACACCUACAAAGAACACCACUACAGCCACCAAUUCUACCAGUUCCACCAAUUCCACCAAAGGUUCAUCUCCCUUCAUCGCACCCGCGAAUACUACCUCGACCACUCCUAAUACAACCACCUCAUCUGACAACCCUGCCGCAGCAGGUGCAAACUCGGCUGCAGCCACUUUAGGAUUCAGCUUGUCGGCCUUGAGUACCCCUUUUGUAGUUGGGAUGAUCAUAAGUCUGUUUGCUUGAUCACCAUCACACACAACAUAGUAAACAAAUCUUAUUGAAUUUCUUUAUCUGUUUUAUCUGUUUUAUCUGCUUUUCUUCAUAAAAUUGUUUUCUAUUGCAUCUUGACUUAUUCUUGUGCUUCGCACCGCUGAUUAAAUAUUAUGACCAUGUGUUUUAAAGUUAACCCUUUCAUUGAGU